UUAUAAUUUGUGCAUUAUCAGAAAGUGAUACCAAAAAAGGUAACAGUCAAAGAUGCCUAAUGAAAAACAAUGAAACCACCAAUUAAAACUUAUACAAAAAGAGUUGACUUAUUUUGCCCUUAUACCCAAACUAAAUAGCACAGCAAUCAUGCACAUUGACUGCAAACCUACCAUCAUGCAAAUUAAAGAUUAAGAGAUGAAACACUGACAGUUAAAUAAUACUGCAUCACAUCAGUGUAUAGAAAUGACCUAAAUCAAGAAUUUCUGGAUGCAACUGGCAUAAAUAGGUAAAUAGGUACUUCCCUUAGUUUGAGUGUGUGCAAGCAGACUUUUAAACCUCAGCUGAUCAUAUCCUGGUAAACAUUAAACACAACACAGUAAACAUCAGUAAACAGUUUAUGUAACAGCUGAAAUGAGGUAGUCAUCUCCGGGUCUGCCUCCUGUUUUCUAUCAAUGCCUGCUAUUGAUCCAGACAACAGUUGAUAGCUGUGAUGGAGCCUUAUCUGCAGAAGUCCUUUAUGUUUUCAGCCAGACUUUGGCUUGAUUAAUCCUUUCACUCACCCAGGUAAAGCAUGUUUUUGAUCUGCUUCUCACUUCCAUUGAACACGUACAGCUGUACUAUUAAAGCAUAUCUUAGAAAAAUAUCAUCUAUAGGACUACAAACUGACUCCUAAGUCCCCAUGAUUUUAGAAAUAUCACAGUGCGAGGGCUGUAUACAAAGUUGUUGAGGGCUGGUUGGCAGAGUUGUAGACAAGACCAAUGGCCAAUAGGGGGCUCUCUGUGAAGACAGCCUGGGUAUAUAAACUUGGAGUUUCUUUUAAGUGGUCACUUAAAUCUGGAGGGUUGAAGUAGGAUUUUGCUGCUCACAGCGAAGGAGAGGUACAGAGCUUUGUAUUUUACCUGUGUAGCUUUUAGCAUAUGCCUGUAAUUUACUUAGCAGCAUUAAAAACAUAUUGGAAAAAUUUAAUUAAGACAACAGAUAUACAGAAAUCCAGGACUGUGCUGUUUACUUGCUUAUUUCAUUUCCAUGAGACCUAUACAACUACGUCUGCAACUACUUUUAUCUUACUGGUAGAACAGAUUGUGAGUGGGUGCAUGUACAGUAUAUGUGUGACACACACAGAGGUUGGCUGUGCGAGCUGAUUUGUUUAUUGUUUGUCUGGCAGCUCUUUUGUGUUUUGGAUGCACCAAAGUAAUUGAGGAGGAAAGUUGCAGUUGAAUGGGCCUGAGAGGACAUUUAGGGGGAGAGAGAGUGAGAGGGUACAUAGGAUGAGGGGGCAGUGAGUGAACCCUGUUUGUCUUCAGUCCAGUUUGGACCAGUUUGAACCACAGCACAUAGUCUGUGAUGCCACCUUGGAUGCUUUGGAUGCUUCUGCAGUUAGUAGUGCUUAUAAUAUGAUGUAAUAUCUGCCCCAGCAGCAGAGUGAUGCAGUGAUCUUUGUGCAGGAGAGUUAAUAUUUUGCCAUUAUUGUUACUAUUAGUUUAGUUUUAAUUUUUUUAGAGCAAUUGUCAUUACCUCUCCCCAUGUACAAUUAGAAGGGAGGUUUUCAGUUAAAAACAAUUAACUUUAGUCUCUAUAAUUCAUGCAGUACACUGAUAUAUAUUUAGUUCAGUUCAAAUUUAAGUGGCUUUACCUAGUUAUGGAUAAAGAAUGGACUCUUCCUGCCCUUCAGUGACGUCAGUGAUAGGCUAACUAUAAAAUCUCCCUCCUCCUCUUGUGUCUUUCUUUUCACAGAUAAGGGAUCAGUGAUCCUUCAUCCUGAGAGUCAAUCAGAGAGGCUCUCUCAGCGCUCCCAGCUUGCUGUUUUCUCUCCUCUCUGGUGGUUUUUCACCCUUUCUCCAUCUGCCUCCUGUGCUUCUACAUUCUUCUCUGCCUUUCAUUUCUUCCCCACAACCAUGGCUCCAACUCUGGCUACAGCAUUUUCCAGGCGCUGGUGGAUGGCAGUGACUGCUAUCAUUGAGAAUCUGCUGUUCUCCGCUGUGCUGCUGGGAUGGGGGUCGCUCCUCAUCAUGCUCAAGUCAGAAGGCUUCUACUCCUACCUUUGCAAAGAAGAGGGUAACAGUUCCAGCUAUAAUUUGUCCCAACCCGUGGCAAUACCAACACCUGAUGAAUAUACCGACUACUAUGAAACCGAGGGUCAUGUGGUUGGUCUGGGAGAUGGAGUGGAGAUGAGGCCCCUUGUCCCUGUUGAUGCGCCCCUGAGGAUGAACGGCUGGCUGAUCUGUAAAGAACAGGAUGAGAUGCUGAACCUGGCGUUCACAGUGGGCUCCUUCCUGCUCUCAGCCAUCACACUACCACUGGGGAUCAUCAUGGAUAAAUAUGGCCCUCGCAAGCUACGACUGCUCGGCAGCAUGUGCUUUGGAUUGUCCUGUCUACUGAUUGCGUAUGGAGCCUACCAACCAAAUGAACUCUCUGUUCUUAUCUUCAUUGCCCUGACUUUCAAUGGCUUUGGGGGCAUGUGCAUGACCUUCACCUCUCUCACACUGCCUAACAUGUUCGGAAACCUCCGUUCUACCUUCAUCGCCCUCAUGAUUGGCUCCUAUGCCUCCUCUGCUGUCACCUUCCCUGGUGUCAAGGUUAUAUAUGACCUUGGCAUAUCUUUCAUCACUAUUCUGGUGGUGUGGGCUGCCUGUGCUGGAUUGGUCUUCCUGAACUGCUUCUUGAACUGGCCACUGGAACCAUUCCCAGGACCAGAGGACAUGGACUACACUGUGAAGAUCAAGUUCAGCUGGCUUGGGUUUGACCACAAAAUCACAGGGAAGCAGUUUUAUCGCCAAGUGACCACCGUGGGCCGCCGUCUCAGUGUGGGCAACAGCCUGCAACAGAAGGAUCUGCCUACUAAGGAUGGCAACAUGCUCUGCCUCUCCACCAUGGAUCUGGAAGUGGAGUGCAAGCCAGAAGAAGAGUCCCAGUCGUUCUUGAAAAGUAUCAUCAGCCCAAUCUUCCUUCUCAGUCUGGUGACCAUGUCCGUCACUCAGCUUCGCCUCUUGUUUUACAUGGGGGCCAUGAACAGUGUCUUAGAGUCACUCAGUGAUGGAGACCUCAACACAGUGGAGAGAAUGGAAGUUGUGAGCCUUUACUCCUCCAUCUUUGGCGUGCUGCAGCUGCUUUGCCUGAUGACCACUCCUGUGAUUGGUCAGAUCAUGGACUGGAAGCUGAAGGACUGUGAUGAUGGCAAGGAAGAAAAGGAACCCUGCAGCAAGGGUGAGCCGAAGAAAAAGCGCAGAGACCGGAAGACCCAGAAGGUGACCAAUGCCUUGCGAGCAUUCGUCCUCACAAACCUCCUUUUGGUGGGAUUUGGUAUCACUUGCUUAGUGCCUAAUCUCCCCCUGCAGAUUGUAUCAUUUGUCUUGCACACUGUGGUGAGAGGAUUCCUCCACUCUGCUGUCGGUGGCCUCUAUGCUGCUGUGUAUCCAUCCUGCCAGUUUGGCAGUCUAACAGGCAUGCAGUCUCUGGUCAGUGCUGUGUUUGCUCUGCUGCAGCAACCCCUGUUUCUGGCUAUGAUGGGACCCCUGGGGGGAGAUCCACUCUGGGUCAAUGUUGGACUUCUUGUUCUCAGUAUGCUGGGCUUCUUGCUGCCUCUCUACCUGAUCUGCUACAAACGGACGCUCCUCAGAGAGCAACAACAGAAGGAAGAAAAUGCUAAGAUCUACAUCAAAAUUAAUGGCUCCGACAUCCCUGAGGCCUUUGUCUAGAGGAACAUAAAUGGAAAGUAACAGAGAAUGGAUAAACUGAUUCAGUUGUUGUCACUGAAAUGGGUCCAUGGAGUAGUCGCUGAGGGGACAAAUGAAACAUGGAGGGGCAUGAAAGAACAAGAAAGAGGAAAGACUGUGAAAGGAAACAGGCAUCAUCCCUCUGCAUUCCCCCAAGUCCUAUGACUUCUCCCUCUCUGAGCGACACAUAAGAUUGCUCUACUAUGCCCCAUAUGGGCAGAAAAAGGAAAAAGAGAGCUUGUCCAGCCCAUGAGCUUCAACCAUUUAAACCAGCAAGACUGCUAACUGUAAACCAGUGAUUCAGUUAUAUGACUCAUGUUUUCUCUAAUGUGUUGACUUUAAAUCAAUCUGAUUGUAAAAUCCAUGGUGCUAUCUAUCGAUUCAUCAGCUGUUUUUUGUUUUUGUUUGUUUGGCUGAUGGUUUCUGACUGAAGGCAAGGUAAGUGGAUUAAAUGGCAGGGAGGAGAAAAGUCCCUUAGUGCUGAUGUUUCUUAGGUGAGUAGAAAAGACAUUAUGAUUAGGUCAUUAUGAUUAAUUAUAGGGCUGGAAUUUUUUUUUUUUUUUUGCAAGACAACAUCUUAUGUUACAGUAUAAAAAUACUGUAGCUUAGAAUCUACUUUGACUGAAUGAAUGUUAGUGUUUUGUGAGGCUAUAUUCUGUAAGUGGGACAUCAACCAACCUGGGGUAUAUGUUUUUUAAAUGCAAAAUGUCCAUGUAUGUUAAGGUUAUUUAUUUUACAGUAAUUUCCUGAUUUGUUUCAUUUCCUUUUUAUACUCUCAGUUAAUCUGGGGCCCUUUUCAAUAUAUUCAAUAUAUGAAAGAAAUGAUUAGUUCAUGGGGCAGCAUGUUCUAUUAAAUUUUACAUACAUCAGUGAAAAUGAUAUUAUACUGUGGGUAACAUUUAAAUAUCCUCAAGGCUCCCAUAAAGGUUCAUGGUUAUGAUCGACAUAUAUUAGAUUAAAGUCAAUGUUUCAUCCAGUCUAACCACUGUUCAUAGAAAAACAGCACUUUACACCCUGUUAACUCCUUGCUAUGUCACACGCAUCACACAUCAGCUCAUGUCAGCACUUCUCACCCGAUGCCUCUCUUCAAAAAUAGCCCCACUUUUAUUUUGAGCUCCUCCUACCUUCAUAUGUGUAUUUAUUUUAUUUUAUGCUCAUACUUCCAUCAUAAAUUUCAUGAUGUAGCCUAUUUAAAUUUUACUGUGCUGGCAACUACAUGUGUUCAUUAUAUACUGUGUUGCUCACAUAACAGUAGUGCUCUUUCUUCUAUAAUUGAAGACAAUGUAGGGCUGUGUUGUUAUGCAGGUAUUACUGUUUAAUAUGGAAGAAGUUGUGGGUGUUAAUAAAAAUGUGUUGCUCUCUUUAAAUGCUUGUUUUUUCACUGGUCACCAAUCUACUCUGCUCUGCCAUGUGACACCACACUCCCACGGACCAUUAUUACUUGACACCUCAGCCUCUUUAGAGAUCUGCCAGAAUAUCACUCACAUCAGAGACAGUGGCUCCUCCACGAAGCUCAGCUGCUGGCACAGUGCUGCUGUUGUUGGUGAGGCAACUGUUUGUUGACUGGCCAACUGACCCCUGUGGUUUGCCCAAAGAAGCACAGUGAGACCACUGGCUUUUAAAUUCUGUGUAAAACAAAUAAAGGACAUUCAAUUCAUGUUCUUUUGAGCAAUUUGACCACAGAUUUCUAUAUAUUUCAUCCAAUAAAAGUCAAGUUAGAAACUAUAAUGUAAGGCCACAGUUGUUAGAAGGCAUUAAAUCCGACUGAACUCAAGCUGACAACCCUUAGUGGAUUGUCCUGUUCUAUAAAUUGAUAGAUAUGCGGAUACAGAUGUGCCAUAAAUACAGCAGCAGUGCUCUGUUACCUAAUUUUAGACUCACACACUCACACUCACAUCCCGUGAUCCUCGGGACAUGUGACUGGAUCAGGGACCUGUGAUGCCUUGUCAUCUCAUCACGCACCAACACCAUCCAAUAGACCCAUGGGUGGUGGACCUGUGUGUAGUCAGGGGACCCCCAAAGGUAUCUGAGAAGAUUACAGAUCAAUCUGUAAUCUCUAUGUGGAUAUAACUACUGCUUUUCUCCAUGAUUUCAUCUUAUAAUUAACAUUUGGAAUUGGAACUAAGCCAUGAGAGAUGUAGCCUAUUUAAAAGUCGCUGUGAUGCUGUUGCCUCUUCAGUCAUCAGUGACAGAUACCCAGUGAGUGGGGGUGGGCUCUCCAGUGGCAUGUACUGUAAUCACAUUGUAUGUGCGGGCUUUGCUUUACAGGGUUUAAAGAGCUGACGCACUGUGCCUCUGUACCAGCGGUGGUGGUCCCCGUAUCAUGCCCAUUUUUAUAGCUUGAAGGUGAAUAACCACGCCGCUACGUCACUGUAACUGUGAUGACGC
Messenger RNA from Monopterus albus (swamp eel), 6102 nucleotides. RefSeq names its product solute carrier family 43 member 2b (gene slc43a2b). Gene Ontology annotation, molecular function: L-amino acid transmembrane transporter activity; neutral L-amino acid transmembrane transporter activity. The transcript has 16 exons. The coding region runs from base 1897 to 3696 and encodes 599 amino acids. Gene Ontology annotation, biological process: transmembrane transport; neutral amino acid transport. The record is from RefSeq and is a predicted model, not a curated record. NCBI's taxonomy places the organism in Eukaryota, Metazoa, Chordata, Actinopteri, Synbranchiformes, Synbranchidae.